Molecule: messenger RNA, 5534 nt
Organism: Neodiprion fabricii
Lineage: Eukaryota; Metazoa; Arthropoda; Insecta; Hymenoptera; Diprionidae
Exons: 37
Coding region: 525-5267 (1580 amino acids)
Molecular function (GO): oxidoreductase activity, acting on paired donors, with incorporation or reduction of molecular oxygen; monooxygenase activity; iron ion binding
Source: RefSeq, a predicted model, not a curated record
GGGCCGAUCGCUUCGGUAGCUCCCUUGUGCGUUAAAUACCUGAGGAUACCUAAUCAUUGUGCACAGGACCUCAAUCACACGCCGAGAACAGAAUCGAUUUACUCUUAACAUGCAAACGUUUACUUGGAUAUAUCGAAAUAAAUGCUUUGUUAUUACUAUCAAAUUUUAAUUAAACUAAAUACGAUUUUUUAAUUAAUUAAAAAAUAUCUGUCAGUCAUAAUUUCGGGAAAUAAAAAUUUAAUAAUAACAACGAAGCAUUUAUUUCGCCGUAUACAAAUAUGCGUUUGGUAACAGUAAAUAAACCCCUGUCUCACUGUCAGUGUAGAUAUAUUCGACAAAUAAACCUCGGCUCACGAUAGCUACUUUCAAAUCGAAAGCUCACCGUAUCUGUUAAUCGGCGAGUCGGCAUUAACAUUAAAUAUUUUCAAUUGGUCAAGCUACAUCGUCGAGAGAAGUUGCAGAGCACAGAGCCAGUGUAAAAUAAUAAUCGUUGUAUCCAGGGCUCUGAGUCAUAGAUUCAAAAAAUGUUGUUUAGUAUCGGACUAUUUUUUACCCUGAUCGCGGGACUUCUUUACGGAUUGCACUACUCGGUUCGCGGAGGCAGAAAAGGCGAACUCAUCGACAAAAUUCCCGGGCCAUACGCUUGGCCGUUCGUUGGCAAUGUUUUCAAGUUUUUGGUACCCCUAGAGGAAUUUUGGAACAUAGGUCACAGGAUGAACUGGGAAUUCUACCCCAUUAAUCGGAUUUGGAGCAUCGAUAUUCCACACGUGAACCUUUAUCAUCCCGACGACGUCGAGGCCAUACUUACAAGCAUGAAGCACAUAAAAAAAAGCGUUUUCUACAGUUUUAUUCAUCCGUGGCUCGGUACCGGUCUUCUGACCAGCGAAGGAUCGAAAUGGCACACGCGACGAAGAAUUCUCACGCCGGCUUUUCACUUCAACUUACUGCAACAAUUCAUGGCAAUUUUCAACGAGCAGAGCGAGAAGCUCGUGAAAUCGCUUUGCCUCGAUGGAGACGAAGUCGUCGACGAUCUCGUCCACCUUCUCCACAAAUACACGCUCAACUCGAUUUGCGAAACCGCGAUGGGCGCGACGUCGGAGUUGAAUGGGCAAGUUCAGAACGAAUACAGAUCUUGCGUUUCGGAAAUGGGAGACAUAACGCUUUACCGAACGCUAAGGCCUUGGUGGCACUCAAACUGGAUGUUCAAGUUUUCCCAAAAGUUCAAAUGUCAAGUUCGUGCGCUCAAAGUUCUUCACGGUUUUUCAACAAAUAUCAUCAACGAGCGUAAACGAUAUCACGACGAGACCGGAGGUCGAUUUUUGCAAGGACUCGGCGGUGAUGGAGGUCCGGGUGUCUACAGUUUCGAAGAUGAAAAUUUCAAGAGCAGACGGCGCUUGACUAUGCUGGAUCUUCUGAUCUCAUCUUCCAAGCGUGAGGGCAGCAUAGACGACGAAGGAAUCAGAGAAGAAGUCGAUACUUUCGUAUUCGAGGGUCACGACACGACCGCUAUGGCGAUAUGUUUCACGUUAAUGCUGCUAGCGGAAAACAAACAGAUUCAGGACGAAGCGAGAAUUGAGGUCGACGAGGUAUUCGAAGGAAAGAAAGACGAGAAAUUGUCAAUGCGCGAAGUCCAGGGCUUGGCCUACCUGGAAAGAUGCAUCAAAGAAUCUCUGCGAUUGUUUCCAAGUGUGCCGUUCGUAUCUCGUCACAUAUCCGAAGACCUGCAACUCAAGAACUAUUUGGUGCCCGGAGGGACGGUCGUUAACGUUCACAUUUACGACCUACACAGAGAUCCCAAUUUCUGGCCAGACCCUUUAGUCUUUGAUCCGGACAGAUUUUUACCCGAUCAAUCGCAAGGACGUCAUCCGUUCGCCUUCGUGCCUUUCAGCGCGGGACCGCGAAACUGCAUCGGUCAGAAAUUUGCGAUGCUGGAGUUGAAGGUGCUGGUGGCGCAUUUCUUGCACAAUUUCUAUUUGGAGCCGCUCGAUUUCUCACACGAUGUACGAAUCCUUCCCGACUUGGUUCUACGACCAUCAAAGCCUAUCCGCAUGAAAUUUGUCCCGAGAUCGCACAGUAAUCAAGUUGACUGUGGAAAACACUCGCUUGGAUUUUACAUCGCGCUAUUUUUUACCCUGGUCGCGGGACUUCUUUACGGAUUGCACUACUCGAUUCAUGGAAGCAGGAAAGGUGAACUCGUCGAUAAAAUUCCUGGACCAUACGCUUGGCCGAUCAUUGGCAACAUUCUCACCUUCCAGGUACCCCUGGAUGAAUUAUGGAACCUGGUUCGUAAGUUGAACAGGGAUUAUUACCCCAUUCAUCGACUUUGGAGCAUCAGCGUUCCAGUCGUGACUGCUUAUCAUCCGGAUGACGUAGAGGUUUUAUUUUCAAAUGUACGGCACAUCGAAAAAAGUUUCAUAUACAAAUUUCUUCAUCCAUGGCUAGGAGCCGGUCUUCUAACCAGCACAGGGAAAAAAUGGCACGAACGAAGGAAAAUCCUCACGCCGGCUUUUCACUUCAACGUACUGCAACAAUUCGUGGCGAUUUUUAACGAGCAGAGCGAGAAGCUCGUGAAAUCGCUUUGCCUCGAGGGAGACGAAGUCGUCGACGAUCUCGUCCACCUUCUCCACAAAUUCACGCUCAACUCGAUUUGCGAAACCGCGAUGGGCGCGACGUCGGAGUUGAAUGGGCAAGUUCAGAACGAAUACAGAUCCUGCGUUUCGAAAAUGGGAGACAUAACGCUUUACCGAAUGCUAAGGCCUUGGUGGCACUUGGACUGGAUGUUCAAGUUUUCGCGAAAAUUCAAAGAACAAGUUCGAGCGCUCAAAGUUCUUCACGGUUUCUCGACAAAUAUUAUCAACGAGCGUAAACGAUAUCACGACGAGACCGGAGGUAGAUUUCUAAAAGGACUUGGCGGUGAUAGCGAGUGGAGUAUCUACGGCUUCGACGACGAAAAUGUCAAGGGCAAACGACGUUUGGCUAUGCUGGAUCUACUUAUCUCAUCUUCCAGGCGUGAAGACAGCAUAGACGACGAAGGAAUCAGAGAAGAAGUCGAUACUUUCGUAUUCGAGGGACACGACACGACCGCUAUGGCGCUAUGUUUCGCGCUAUUGCUGCUAGCCGAAAACAAACACAUUCAGGACAAAGCGAGAGCUGAAGUCGACGAAGUAUUCGAAGGAAAGAAAGACGAGAAAUUGUCAAUGCGCGAAGUCCAGGGCUUGGCCUACCUGGAAAGAUGCAUCAAAGAAUCUCUGCGAUUGUUUCCAAGUGUGCCGUUCGUAUCUCGUCACAUAUCCGAAGACCUGCAACUCAAGAACUAUUUGGUGCCCGGAGGGACGGUCGUUAACGUUCACAUUUACGACCUACACAGAGAUCCCAAUUUCUGGCCAGACCCUUUAGUCUUUGAUCCGGACAGAUUUUCACCCGAACAAUCGCAAGGACGUCAUCCGUUCGCCUUCGUGCCUUUCAGCGCGGGACCGCGAAACUGCAUCGGUCAGAAAUUUGCGAUGUUGGAGUUGAAGGUGCUGGUGGCGCAUUUCUUGCACAAUUUCUAUUUGGAGCCGCUCGAUUUUUCAUGUGAUAUUAAAAAAUAUUUUUUACUCGGAUAUUUUUCUCCCCGCCAACGUCGGGUCUGCAGUCAUUCGUGUUCGUACGUCCAAAUGCGUUAUCUCACCAUCGCGGACGCGUGUUCGUGUGCGUUCACAGCAUCCGCGAGGUGGAGUUCGACGAGCGAGGGGUAUAGCUCGAUCGCGGGAGUUCUUUACGGAUUACACUACUUGGUUCGCGGUGGCAGGAGAGGUGAACUUAUAGAUAAAAUUCCCGGCCCACACGCCUGGCCUUUUAUCGGUAAUAUCUUAACAUUCCUAGUGUCUCACGCCGAAUUGUGGAACUUGAGUCGCAGGCUGAACAAAGAGUAUUACCCCAUUAAUCGGAUCUGGAGUGUCAAAGUUCCAGUAGUCAACGUUUUUCAUCCGGACGACGUCGAGGCCUUGAUUUCAAGCACGAAGCACAUCGAAAAAAGCACUUUGUACUCUUUCCUCCAUCCGUGGCUCGGCACCGGACUUUUGACUAGCAAAGGGAAAAAAUGGCACGAACGAAGGAAAAUCCUCACGCCGGCUUUUCACUUCAACGUACUGCAACAAUUCGUGGCGAUUUUCAACGAGCAGAGCGAGAAGCUCGUGAAAUCGCUUUGCCUCGAGGGAGACGAAGUCGUCGACGAUCUCGUCCACCUCCUCCACAAAUUCACGCUCAACUCGAUUUGCGAAACCGCGAUGGGCGCGACGUCGGAGUUGAAUGGGCAAGUUCAGAACGAAUACAGAUCCUGCGUUUCGAAAAUGGGAGACAUAACGCUUUACCGAAUGCUAAGGCCUUGGUGGCACUCAAACUGGAUGUUCAAGUUUUCCCAAAAGUUCAAAUGUCAAGUUCGUGCGCUCAAAGUUCUUCACGGUUUUUCAACAAAUAUCAUCAACGAGCGUAAACGAUAUCACGACAAGACCGGAGGUCGAUUUUUGCAAGGACUCGGCGGUGAUGGAGAUCCGGGCAUUUACAGUUUCGACGACGAAAAUGUCAAGGGCAAAGGACGCCCGGCUAUGCUGGAUCUCCUCAUCUCAGCUUCCAGGCGUGAAGGCAGCAUAGACGACAAAGGAAUCAGAGAAGAAGUCGAUACUUUCAUAUUCGAGGGUCACGACACUACGGCUAUGGCGUUAUGUUUCACGUUGAUGCUGCUGGCCGAAAACGAAGACAUUCAAGAAAAAGCGAGAAUUGAGGUCGACGAGGUAUUCGAAGGAAAGGAAGACGAGAAAUUGUCAAUGCGCGAAGUCCAGGGCUUGGCCUAUCUGGAAAGAUGCAUCAGAGAAUCUCUGCGAUUGUUUCCAAGUGUGCCGUUCGUAUCUCGUCACAUAUCCGAAGACCUGCAACUCAAGAAGUAUGUGGUCCCCGGGGGAACAAUUGUUCACGUUCACAUUUUCGACGUCCACAGGGAUCCCAAUUUCUGGCCAGACCCUUUAGUCUUUGAUCCGGACAGAUUUUUACCCGAACAAUCGCAAGGACGUCAUCCGUUCGCCUUCGUGCCUUUCAGCGCGGGACCGCGAAACUGCAUCGGUCAGAAAUUUGCGAUGCUGGAGUUGAAGGUGCUGGUGGCGCAUUUCUUGCACAAUUUCUAUUUGGAGCCGCUCGAUUUCUCACGCGAUGUACGAAUCCUUCCCGACUUGGUUCUACGACCAUCAAAGCCUAUCCGCCUGAAAUUUGUCCCGAGAUUACAAAGUGAUUAGCUAUAACUAUAGUUUUCAUGACGUACUUUCCAACUGACACAAUUAUGCAACGCAUGUAACUUGGUACAUUAAAUUUUGUUCGCUUGUAGACAUAAGCUUGAAACGCAAGCACUCUGUAAAAGUGUACAACAAGAAUGGCAGAAGAUGAGUUUCGUUUUGUUUCUUCUUGUACCGCUCAGCUGUGAAAUAAGAAAGACAAAUGUUAUAUGAAUACAUCUGUAAUAAGUGACAAAUAGAAGAUGAGAUAAACAAUUUUCUUACAACAGA